This is a messenger RNA of Anopheles cruzii, 778 nucleotides long. RefSeq names its product 39S ribosomal protein L54, mitochondrial (gene mRpL54). Gene Ontology annotation, cellular component: mitochondrial large ribosomal subunit. Gene Ontology annotation, molecular function: structural constituent of ribosome. The transcript is spliced from 2 exons. Bases 118 to 519 code for a protein of 133 amino acids. The record is from RefSeq and is a predicted model, not a curated record. NCBI's taxonomy places the organism in Eukaryota, Metazoa, Arthropoda, Insecta, Diptera, Culicidae.
CAAAACCAUAACACAAACCCGGCACAAAUAUUGAACGGUGGGAAUAUAAUAUUGUGUAAAGAUUAAAACGUAAUCAUAUACUAGAUUCUGUACUAAGCUCAGUUUGUGGGCAGUAAAAUGAAUUUGUGGUUUUCAACUGUGUUGCCACUCUUCAAACGUAGUUUAGCAAUACAAAGUGCAGUGAGAAAUUAUGCAACAGCAAAGCCAGGCGGUGCGCUCGGUGGCUCGAAGAAGAAAAAACUCGGAAAGCUUGGACCGGUGGUGGAGAAAAAAGUAAUUCCGGUCGAAACGGACGUAAACCGGCUGGUGAAUUAUGUGUGCGGAAGCAAUAUUCUUAAGCAGGGGGAAGACGUUAAACUAAAACCCAAUUCAGAGUAUCCGGAAUGGCUAUGGUCAAUACACGUUGGCGCUCCCCUUACGCUAGAGCAGUUAGACCCAGACACCAAAGCAUAUUGGCGCAAACUCCGGCGAUUGGCACUGCAGCGCAAUAACAAAUUAGCGAAGCUGAAAAAGUUUUAGUCCAGUGUACAGAUAUUUACUUUUAUUGUUCAAAAGUAAUAUGUUUUCUUAGAAAAGAGUAAAGAUACAAAAAAUAUGUUCAACGCAAUGAUAGUUAUCAGUGCACUUCAGUUUGACUGUAUUCAAAUUCGCGAAACUGCAUCAGAAUCACCAAAUAGGUUACGAUGGCUGCCAACGUCUGUGGAUGAAACGACGGACCAAUGAACAAUUCGAACGGUUCAUCGGAUAAAUAUGAGCAAAUACUUACACUGAAAUAAAA